Closterium sp. NIES-65 is the source of this 1263-nucleotide messenger RNA. Lineage: Eukaryota; Viridiplantae; Streptophyta; Zygnematophyceae; Desmidiales; Closteriaceae. The record is from the annotation of a GenBank genome assembly.
AUGGGGAGCGACGGCUCCGCGGAACUGACUUCCCGACACAUUCCCCCCUGCGAACCCGACCAGCUGCGCGCUGUUUCUUCCGCCCCUUCCGCCCCCUCCGCCAUGGCUUCCGCUCACACCGCCCGCCCGCGCCCCGCGCCCGUCGACGAGCGAGCCGCCGCGCGCGUCAACUCCGCCGGGUCGCCCGGCGGCAGUCGCAGCCCGUCGUGGAAGCUCAAAGGAAACAUCUUAAGCAAGGCGCUGCGUAGCCUGCAGGGCCGCGGGAAGCAGAAAUCGCAAUCGACGCUCGCCGUCGAGAGCGACUCGAUGGAAUCCAACGGUCAGCAAUGCAGCCGGAGCGAGCGGAUGGACGAGUCGCAGCUAGCGGCGCUGCCGCGUCCGCAGCUCGCGCGGUCGCUGUCGCACGGCAGCCGCGAGAAGACGCGCCUCGGCUUGCCGCCACAGCAGCAGGCCAGCGUGCCCGCGAGCCCCUUCCACCUCGACAGCGGCGCGGUCAGCCCGGUUUUAGGGCCGACAGCAUCGGCGCCGACCCCGCUGAGUCCCGAGCCGCAUAUGCCGGAGAUGCAUUUAAUGGACAUGGAUAUGCCGAUGCUGGCGCAAGCGGCGCUCGCGCACUCGCUGGCGCAGCAUCCCGCGAGCUCGGGCGGCGAAGCGUCGCCGUCGAGGCGGGCGGAGGGGGAGGCUGCGGGGUGCGCGGCUUCGGGGGAAUGGCCGCCUAGCGGGUGGCCACAGGCGGAGGCCGGCGGAAGUGGCGCGCAUGGCGGAAGCGGACGGCGGAGCAAUGCGGCAGCGGGCGAAGGAACUUCGCAGUCGCGGUCCAUCCCGCCCAUUCCCACCCCUCCCGCGCCCCUCUCUCCGCUUAACAUGCCCCUGGCGGGCGCGCCGGUUCCCCCAAGGGAGUCCCGCUCCGCCCACCGCAGCAGAUCGCGGGAGAAGGCGCGGGGGCACGGGGGACACGGCGCGCACGGGGGGAGGCAGUGCCAGCGCAGCAUGAGUCACGACGAGGGGCAGCUGAACGGGUGGGUGGGGGGGGAGGGGGAAGCGGGGGAGGACGAAGAGGAGGGGGAGGACGAGGAGGGGGAGUGGGGGGAGGCGGAGGAGCAGGUGCGCGAGAAGCUGGCGCGCAUUGAGGAGAAGCUGGCGCGGCUGCGCGCCAAGCGGCAGCAGUACGUGGCGCGUCUGCAGCGCGUGCAGGCCAAGAAGGAGAAGGUCGCGGGGCCCAUCCAGCAAUGGCUCCGCCCGCCCCCGCGCCUGCAGCAGUAG